AUGAUUCCAGCCGUGGUCUUGCUCCUACUUCUUUUGAUUCAACAAGCAGCGGCCCUGCAAGAGCCUCAGCUCUGCUAUAUCCUGGAUGCGAUCCUAUUUUUGUACGGCAUUGUCCUCACCCUGCUCUACUGUCGACUCAAGAUCCAGAUGCGAAAGGCAGUAGCCAACUAUGAGAAGUCAGAUGGCAUUUACACGGGCCUGAGCACCCGGAACCAGGAGACAUACGAGACCCUGAAGCAUGAGAAACCACCACAGUAG
Molecule: messenger RNA, 258 nt
Organism: Chrysochloris asiatica (Cape golden mole)
Lineage: Eukaryota; Metazoa; Chordata; Mammalia; Afrosoricida; Chrysochloridae
Gene: FCER1G
Product: Fc fragment of IgE, high affinity I, receptor for; gamma polypeptide
Exons: 5
Coding region: 1-258 (85 amino acids)
Biological process (GO): antigen processing and presentation of exogenous peptide antigen via MHC class II; neutrophil chemotaxis; innate immune response
Cellular component (GO): membrane; external side of plasma membrane; Fc-epsilon receptor I complex
Molecular function (GO): IgG binding; IgE receptor activity
Source: RefSeq, a predicted model, not a curated record